AUGACGGAAGCGCAAGACGUGAGAAGAAGAUUUUUGCAAAACGCUGCUCGGACUGUGUUCCUUUCCAGUCCCUCAACGUCGAGGCAUCUGUUGACGCAAAGCGUUGAAGUCACGAUUUCGCGGACUCUGAAUUCUCGAACUAUCCCAAGAAAGGCGUGUGAAGCAUGCGGAAAUCUGCUGUUGUCAGGAUGGACGGCCUCUUCGAGGUUUACAACGAGAAGGGCCAAGCACAACGCAAAAGUCAUCCCCCCGGCAGGACUCCGAAAGGAAAACCUACAUCAUCGAUGCUCAGUCUGCCACAGAGUUACGAAAGAGGCCGUUGAUCCAGAAUUCAAUCCUAGGAACAAAAAGAUACCAACAGCGACGGUCCCCAACAAGCAGCGUGAAGAAGCCCCAUGCUCCAACGCUAUUCCAGAGAAGUCCAACAAAUCCAACAGCAAGAAAAGAGCCAAGGCCAGGAAAGACUGCGAAGGGCUACAGGCUCUUCUUGACAAAAGCAAGCGGAGCAAGAGCACUCCAAGCCUCAACCUAAUGGACUUGAUGAAGAAAUGA
This is a messenger RNA of Rhinocladiella mackenziei CBS 650.93, 552 nucleotides long. RefSeq lists its product as uncharacterized. Gene Ontology annotation, biological process: RNA processing. The transcript has a single exon. The record is from RefSeq and is a predicted model, not a curated record. The coding region runs from base 1 to 552 and encodes 183 amino acids. NCBI's taxonomy places the organism in Eukaryota, Fungi, Ascomycota, Eurotiomycetes, Chaetothyriales, Herpotrichiellaceae.